GGCGGCCAUCUCGCGCCCUUUGCGGCGGCGGCGCGGGAGGCGGCGGGAGGGCAAGCUGGAAACAUGACUGAUACAGAGGAAUCCAGCACUUCUGACUCUGAUUAUCCUGAGGUCCAAGAGGUAAUAUGUGGCCAGCAGAAAGAGCCGUAUAGGGUACGUGCUUGUGAAACAAAUACACAAAUUGAAAGGUCAUGUUCAAGGCAGAAGAAUCCUGCUCCUGAGGAAUCUUCAGAUGAGUGCAACAGUAUACCUAAGUCAUCAGCUGCCUCAGCUGAGAUUAUACUGGACACCAGCGAUUCAGAAAUUGAUCUUACUGUUGCUAGUGGCAGUGAAAGCCAUCCUAAGUGCUCCACUGCACCUUCAAAGCAAAAAAAGAGAUCUCAGUCUUCGAGGCAACAAGCUGAAUCUGUUGUAGGAGAGCCUGACAGUGAUAGCUCUUCAGAUUCUUCUCUAUCCCCUCAAAGUCCAGUGAAAUCAUCUGAAGCUUCCAAGAAGCAGAAGUCGAAACUCAAUUUGAAAGCCAUUUUUGCCUAUCACUUCAGGGGAAAGAAAUUUAAGGCUGCUGCACACCGAAAAUACAUGGGUGGCUCAGGCAAGAAGAAGAAGAAGAAGUACGAGAGCACAGGGAUACCUGCAGGGAGGCCACCACUGACAGCCUCACCUCAAGAGCAGAAGAGAAGGCUUCUAGACAGAGGUUUUCAGUUCCCUUUUGUUGAAAAACAUUAUGGGAAGAAACAUAUUCCCUUGAAGAUGGUUCUUGGCUAUGAGCAAGCAGCUGCAAAGGGAUAUUUCCAGUACAUUGAAAUGCUUAAAUACGAAGAACAUCUUAAAAAAGCUUUAAAAGCUCUUCAGGCUAGUGAAGACUUAGAAAGAGAGUGUCUGGCAGUACGGAAACACAAAUAUUUAGAUGAUGAAGGCCCCAUUUCCCCUAUCCAGGAGACGAAUGAUGAUGACAGCUUGAAUUCUGAUAAUCAAGAUGACUUUGAUGCCAGAGUAGUGGAGAACAGCUCUUUCAUUAUAAGCAGCAAAAUUCCCAGUAAGAAAAAAUCAAAGCCAGGAAGAAAAUGCGCAAAAUCAACUGAAGUGAUCGAACUAGAUGGGGAAGAAGACUGUGCUGCUGAGAACUCUGGGAUUCUGCAAAGUUCACCUUAGUGAACAAAAAAACUAACAAAUGAGGUGACAGUGGUCACUCUUCAGAUGCCUUUUUCAUGGCUUACUUGGUUUAAAAUGUGGAUCUGAAGUCAAUGUUGAGCUAUCUACCAAACAACCCAGUCAGAUUUGGCUUAAGUUAAUGUUGCUUUUGGAAGAUAAAAUACCACUCAGUUUUCUUAGCGAGCAAGACUGUAGGUGAACACGCCAGCUCUGUAGCAGUGAGCAGUUGUGAUUUUUCCAGACUGGUUGAAUUCUUAGGGAUGCUUGCUGACCUGAUGUACAAAGCUGUUACUUCAGUGUGUUUCGGUGCAACAUGUUAGUAAAAGAGGGGCAUUCCUGUGGUGUCUGGAACACAGUGGAAAGCCGCUAUUUCAGGGUGAAGUCCACAUGGUGGUCCAGUCUGAACUAGAAUCUUGGUAAGUUGGUGUGGCAGACUGGGGGGGUGUUUCAGCCCUUGCCUGUUGCAGAUUAGCUGAUUGGUUUUUAUGUGGUGAGCUGGUUUUGUUGCUGUUUUUUUCUUACGGAGAAGAUGCAGUGUUGCUUUAGAAAAUGUGAGAAUUUAUCUUCCCCCAAAACUUGAGAAUGCUGUGAGAAAAUUGUUGUGAUGAUUGGCAAAAAUGUUCAACUGCUCUGAAGAGAGUAGUAUGUAACUAGAGAAAACGAGAGAAGAAAUGCAGAUGCCUUGUCAUGGAGAUGUGAAAUUCUUUCCCGGUUGGUACAACACCUGAGGGGAGGUUCUGUGUAUUCCGUAAUGACUGGAGGGCUGGAAGUCUGUCAGAUCAAGCUUACUGACUCACGGAGCACUUCAGGGCCUUCUCAGUGCUACGUUACUACAUUUUAAUGUAUUUGCUGUCUGUUAAGAAAAUAAUUUAAUUUACCUUGGGUUUGUCCAAAGAAAACAUGUACAAAUUUGUCAGUCAAAAAGGGUGAUCACCUUAGCUGCUUAAACUGAUUGUUUUUCUCCUACAAGUUAGUUAACAGCAAGGAAGUUACAGGGGAGUUCUGUUUGAGUACAAUUUUGUACUCAAUUCCCUUUGUUGUUUACCUUCUGGUAAUGUUAGUUUUUAACAUUACAGUUGUUGCUAACAUGGAGCUACUUUAUCUUCCUGAAAUGUUAGUGUAUUAUUAACUUGUAUCAAGACAUUUUAGGAGAGGAGGAAUGUGAAAGGACUUGGUGUAGGAUCUAUUUGAGAUAUCUUUCCAGUCUGCUUGAUUUUUAUCUCUUGUGUUAAUUUGUAGUAGCAGAAGUGCUGAGGUCUAUCCCGACAGGAUCUCCUCUGUAGGUUCGUGUCGUUGGAAAUGCCUCACAGAAUAAACUUGUGGUUUCGCUUUACCCAUUGAACUACCUGUUAGCUCUGUGGGAUAAAUCUGCAAGACAAAUCUGCAGAUGCAGCACCCUAGGAACUGUAAUAAUGCAUUAUCUUCUCCUUCAGGUACUGACUUAGGCUUUUGAUACAAAUGAAAAGGUGAUUGAAGUGGAAAAGCUUGGUAAGAGUCAAGAGAUGCUGUGUUCUGGAACUUGAAGUGUACCUGAAAUGUUGAAUUGCAUGGGCUGAAAUUACCGUCCAGCCAGGUUUCUUGUCAGGUGCUUUAAGGUACAGAACAGCAAAUGUUUAAAACGAUUGGCUGUGGAAGAUAACCUGUUUGACAGUGUCUGCUGCUGAGUCAGAUGCAUGUCAGAGGGGUGAGGAACACCUCUGUGCCACCAAAGUGAGUCUGAAGGUCCUGGUGAGGUUGCUGUUGAGUCUGCUGCAAGGAAGAAUGCACAGCUCUUUUAAACACAGAAAGAACCUUAUCUGGAGUGUUUAUUGCAACAAUUUAGAAUUAAACAUGUCAUUCUAACCUCCCUUACUUGUAUCAGGUUGUGAGUGGACCAGCACAGUCUGCAUCAGCUGUUUUCCCACACUUCCUGUCAUGAACUCAACCAUACUAAAGGUCUGCAGAGGUAUUCUGUGCAGCUGUCACAGUGUUUAAAUAAAAUUGAUAUCUGAAAGCUGCA
Messenger RNA from Apus apus (common swift), 3151 nucleotides. RefSeq names its product TATA-box binding protein associated factor, RNA polymerase I subunit D (gene TAF1D). The record is from RefSeq and is a predicted model, not a curated record. Gene Ontology annotation, cellular component: nucleoplasm; RNA polymerase transcription factor SL1 complex; nucleus. Bases 64 to 1152 code for a protein of 362 amino acids. The transcript is spliced from 14 exons. Lineage: Eukaryota; Metazoa; Chordata; Aves; Apodiformes; Apodidae. Gene Ontology annotation, biological process: regulation of DNA-templated transcription.